This is a messenger RNA of Laetiporus sulphureus 93-53, 1588 nucleotides long. RefSeq names its product aldehyde dehydrogenase. The transcript has 9 exons. The coding region runs from base 1 to 1386 and encodes 461 amino acids. NCBI's taxonomy places the organism in Eukaryota, Fungi, Basidiomycota, Agaricomycetes, Polyporales, Laetiporaceae. Gene Ontology annotation, molecular function: oxidoreductase activity, acting on the aldehyde or oxo group of donors, NAD or NADP as acceptor. The record is from RefSeq and is a predicted model, not a curated record.
AUGACGAAUGCCUUCACGCCCCUCUUUAUCGACGGGACAUCGCGUCCAUCGAGCACCAACGCGCGAUACGACGUGCGCAACCCGUUCUCGCAAGCAGUCAUAGGGCACGCAGCAGCUGCCUCCAGCGAAGACUGCAAAACAUAUUCAUCAAAAGCUUCAGAGCUCCUCACGACGCCCAAGUAUCAAGCGAAAAUCUCAAAAGCGUUGAAGGAGGAGCUGGCGUUUACCGAUUUCAUGGUAGGCUUCGAGCUGAUGGCAUCAGUCUACAACCUGCGCCACAACGCCGCGGUGGUCCAUCAGCUCAAGGAAGAGGUCCAGCCUUCCUUGAUACCCGGCGCGCAGAUGAUGAUACAGAAAAGAACCAUGGGAGUCAUCCUUGCGCUCGCGCCAUGGAACGUGCCCUUGGCGUUGGCUUUCCGCGCCGUUUCCAUUCCCAUCAUCUGUGGUAACACGGUCGUCCUGAAGUGUUCUGCGGUCAGUCCUCGAAUCCAAAGUCUCGUUGGCGAGAUAUUCCAGGAGGUGGGAUUGCCAAAGGGAGUUUUGAACACCAUCUCCAUAGCAGAGGAGGACAUCAGCAAGUGCAUGGCGGAGAUGAUCGCUCAUCCAGCUGUACGAAAGAUCAACUUCACAGGCGGUCCGAACGUGGGCAGAGCCAUCGCAAUGGAGGCUGCAAAGCACCUGAAGCCCUGUGUGCUGGAGCUCAGCGGCAAUUGCCCCGUCCUAGAGGACGCAGACCUCGAAGCCGCAGCACAAGCAAUCACCACCGGCGGCCUGAUGAACACCAGCCAAAUCUGCAUGUCGACUCAACGUGUCAUCGUCCAGCGCGGUGCCUUAAGCUCUCUCACCUCCUCUCUGGUCGAAAGCUUCGGUUCACUCAAAGCCGGAGGCACUGGCAAGGCAUUAUCGUCAUUAGUAUCAGAGGAAUCAGCAGAGCGCGUGCUCAAGAUGAUCCGCGAGGCAAGGGAUACUGGCGCGCGUAUCCUGGUCGGAGACAUAACCAGGCAAAUCUCAGUGGUCCAGCCACAUCUGCUUUCCGACGUCAAACCAGGAAUGGCACUCUGGGACGAGGAGUGCUUCGGACCAGUCGUCACUCUGACCGCAGUGGAUACCAUCGACGAGGCAGUGCAGUUGGCGAAUACGUCCGAUUAUUCCCUCAUGGCAGCAUUAUGGACACAGAACCUCCACACCGCGCUCGAGGUAGCUCCGCGCAUCCGGGCAGGAUACAUCAACAUUAACGGACAGUCGGUGCACGGCGAAGGAGCCAUGGGAGGCAUUGGCGGCCUCUCGGGUUAUGGCCGAUUCACGAUAUCUAAUUUCACCGACGACCGCGUGCUCCUGCUGCAUCCACAGAAGUCACCUGUAUACGCGAUCGCGGGGGCUGUUUGAAGCAGAUCAUAGGCGGGAGACAAUAUGCUCUAAUUUGAUCCAGAAUUUUUUGUUUUCGUAGUGUUCACACUUGUCGACGAUCAGGCACGGCUGCCAAUCCAGGUAUUAGCGGAUCAGUUUGCUUAUUCCUAGACGCUUGAGGCGAUGUUGUCGGUUAUCUUGAGUACAAUACCGAUGAGAAAGCAUUCAUCUAAGUCCAAGG